AUGUUCGGCCGUCGUACACGGACAACCCGCACCACAAAACCAACGCUUAUGACCCGUCUGAAGGGCCCCAACGCGCGACACAAAACCUACAAGACAGAAGUUACCCGUCACGGACACGGCAGUACAACUACCACUGGUGCCACAAGACGUCGUCGCGGAUAUAAUCAUCAUACUACCACUCGCACAGCACCGGCACAUCAUCAUCGUCGGCGGCCGAGUCUUGGGGAUAAGAUUUCGGGAGCUAUGAUGAGGUUGAAGGGGAGUUUGACGGGAAGGCCGGCUGAAAAGGCUGCUGGCACGCGACGCAUGCGUGGUACCGAUGGACGCGGAAGUCGUCGCGCCUAUUAA
Molecule: messenger RNA, 348 nt
Organism: Talaromyces stipitatus ATCC 10500
Lineage: Eukaryota; Fungi; Ascomycota; Eurotiomycetes; Eurotiales; Trichocomaceae
Exons: 2
Coding region: 1-348 (115 amino acids)
Source: RefSeq, a predicted model, not a curated record